AUGGCAGACGGUUCAUCGCGAGCGCCUCAAGCGCUUCGACGGUCGUCCGAGAGGCGUCGCUUCGCGUUCGCGUGCGUGCGAGGUCGAAAUCCCGAGCGAGCGAUUUCGGGCAUCUCUCUCUCGGACGAUCGAAAGCUGCGAAGACUCACGGAACGAGGUCGAGGAAUGGAAGCUGGGGUGUCGACGGGAGGCCGAGAGACGUUCCGACGGCGGGACGAUAUCGUGGUCGUGAACACGGGUGACCUUCCGGUGACAAAGCGUUCACGCCCUCGAGGGAGCGGAACUCACCUUUAUCGUUUGCCGUGUGGAGGUGGGACGUCGUCGGACGGGUUCGGGUUCGCCUCGAGGAGGCUUUUCGCUUCCUCUCGAAUUCGCCGAAACAUCACGAGAUCGAGGUCGAACGAGCACAAAGCAAACUGCGCCAUCGAGCGAGUUAUUGCCCAGUGUCUGCACUGGGUGCACCGGGUGCCCCGGGUGCUAUGCACUGGUGUGUACCUCAGACGUCAAGUGACCGUCGGAAAGCGAGGACGACGAGCGAACGAGGAGAAUCGAUGCGGAAUCUCGAAAGAGUUGCUUCUAGCUCUGCAGUGUCACUUGCAAAAUUCAAGGACUGGAACGACUGACACCGAAGGACAGGCCAUAGGCGACGAUUUUUUUGCUACCGAACGACGACUCAAAGUCUGA
Messenger RNA from Darwinula stevensoni, 684 nucleotides. NCBI's taxonomy places the organism in Eukaryota, Metazoa, Arthropoda, Ostracoda, Podocopida, Darwinulidae. The record is from the annotation of a GenBank genome assembly.